Messenger RNA from Schizophyllum commune H4-8, 1094 nucleotides. RefSeq lists its product as uncharacterized. The record is from RefSeq and is a predicted model, not a curated record. Gene Ontology annotation, biological process: response to oxidative stress. The transcript is spliced from 5 exons. Lineage: Eukaryota; Fungi; Basidiomycota; Agaricomycetes; Agaricales; Schizophyllaceae. The coding region runs from base 395 to 940 and encodes 181 amino acids.
CCCUACAGCCGUGCGCUCUCUGAGGGUGUCGUCGUGAACGUAUCCAAGGCAUGAGAAGAGUUAUACCACCUGAGCACAUAUCUUCGUGUUCCUCCGUAUCCUCUGCCUGAAUUUCGGACCCCCAAACAAGGCAAGAUUACAUCCUGACGUCACGGCUAACGUUGUGGGCGCUUGCUCGUUGCCCUCGUCCAUCCCUCCAUCACGAUACACGGACUUUACGGUCGGCGGUGUGCUCGGCUUCGUCAUGAUACGAACAGUACUCGCUGCGACCGGGGCUUAUGACGACAGAAAGCCUUCAUAGUCUACUGGCUUGCGAGUGCUUUAAAGGGCAAACGUGUACCCCACGCCACCUUUCCACUUUCUUGACUGCUACACUCAGCCACGCAACACAACCAUGCUAUCGAGGCUUGCGCUCCGUCAGACCCUCUCCCGCUCCCUACUUGCAUCUGCGCGGGCGCCUAAGUCGAGAGGAAUCGUAACUCUAUCACCUAAUGUCCUGUACCUUUCAUCUGCAGUAGCCGAUCAGCCUGGACGCGCAGGCACCGCGAAGUCGCUCACCGACCAGCCUCUCGAGCUCAAGUUCGCCCGCCCGAAGACCAUUGGCGGCAAGGGGAAUGGGCAAACCCCCGAGCAGCUCCUGGCGAUGGCCCUGUCGACGUCCUUCCUCGACGCGAUGAACCUGGCCGCCAGCAAGCAGGGCAAGAACGGCAUUACCGCGAAUGCGAGGGUGCACGCGGCGGCGUUCCUGGGCCACCCGGAGAAAGGGCGCGAGGGGUUCGGCCUCUCGACGAGUAUCGUGGUGGAGAACGUGGAGGAUGACGAGCUGAUACUCGCGGCGCGGGAGUUAUGCCCCUUCACGCGCGCCCUGACCGAAGGCAUCGAGGUCAAGGUCAUGAAGAGAGCAACGCCUUCGGAAGGUGAAGCUGAAGCCUCGGAGUGAAUGUUAGUAAGGCGCCUCGGAGACUCACUGUCGGCGCUGUAUACCCCAAGUACCUUACCAUGGACUGGAUGGCUGUCCCUGUACCCUACUAUCUAUAGUGAUCUCUACUAUCUAGCCGCAGAUUAUCUAUCUGGAAUACCUUCGCCUACUAGCG